AAUGAAUAAUUUAGAAGUUUAAUUAGAAGGAGGAUGUAAAGAAUGAAUAGGAUAGACCAAGUAUGGAUGAAAUUAUGAGGAAUUAAUUGUUUGGUGAGAAUUUCGAUUGGAAAACUCAAUAAGGUAAAAUAGUUGUUUCGAAUAAGAUUUUUAGAAAAUAUUAAAUGAUUUAAGCGAAAUUGAUAGAUAUACUUAUUAUAUAGGAUUAGAAUUAAAUAAUGGUAGAGUAAGGAUAGUUUCAAAUAUGAAACCAAUAAGGUUUUGGGGGAAUAAGAAAAAUUAAUAAAAGAUAAUAAUUUCUAAAAAAGAUUUAAUUAUAUGAAAUAGAUUUUGGAAUAGAAGAGAUUAAAUAUGGG
Paramecium primaurelia is the source of this 356-nucleotide messenger RNA. The record is from the annotation of a GenBank genome assembly. Lineage: Eukaryota; Ciliophora; Oligohymenophorea; Peniculida; Parameciidae.